UGUGUAACCGUGUUCCUGACCCCAUUGAAGCCUAGCCUAUGCAGACACGACACACAAAAAACACACCCUCAAUUCAAACAUGUUCUACUAGGUUGAAAAUUCAUCAAUGUUUAUUGCCUUCUACUCAGAAGAAGAAAACGCGUUCAGGAAGGAGAAGAGAACAUGGGUACUGUUCAAACAAGGCAAAGAAAAGGUAUUUGAGGUUUGAGGGAGGACCCUUUUGCUUCUUCUUUCUGCUAGUGGUGCUUUGGGUGCUCCAUUAUGUCAGCAAAAUCUGACAACAACAGAAUCUUCAUAGAUUGUGGGGAACAAAAGUACCAUAAAUAACCAUAUUGUUGAGAUUGAAGUAGGAAUAUUGAGUGUCUUUUUUUUUUUUGAGCAAGGCAUGUGAUGCAGAGAUUGGCACUGUUAUGUGAUCUGGGUUUUUUGCUGUCACGAGAUUUUGAGGUGUGACACCUGAGGCAUUGGUUUUUUAGUUGAUUCACACGUGACAUGUCGGCAGCGUCACCGUCUCCGGCGGCAUCCACGCUUUCUCCACCGCCACAAACACCACCCUCCUCCACUAGUCCCUCACCAUCCAACGACACCACUCCUCCGCCGCAACAACCUCCUUCUUCCACUUCUCCUCCGCAGCGAACCCCUUCUUCCACUUCUCCGCCACAACCAGCAGAAUCUCCGCCUCCGCUAACCCCAUCUCCGGCGUCUCCGCCGCCGUCACCGCCACCUAGUUCUUCACCUCCCCCCGUGUCUGGAAUAACCCCUCCACCAGUACCUCCGCCGUCACCACCACCAUCUUCGCCGCAGCCAUCUCCUCCUCCUCCGCCUUCUCCGGAUGCACCGGCACCGGUGCCACCGAGCUCUCCACCGCCACCACCACCAUCAGCACCAGUUCCAUCAAGAAGCCCUCCGCCACCGCCACCAUCAUCGAACCCUCCUAAUAGCACAUCUCCACCACCACCACCACAACCAUCACCAUCAGCUCCACCGCCGCCGCGAAAUUCGCCACCACCGCCGGCCACCACGUUGCCACCAGCCUCGCCACCACUAAAUUCACCAUCUCCUCCGGCUGCACCGCCCCCAAGAAACUCAACAAGGUCACCGCCGCCACCUCCGCCACCUGUGCAUUCGCCGUCACCGGGGUCAUCGCCGCCGCCAGCACCUGAACCAUCCAACCCACCUUCUAGGAUUAGUCCUCCUCCCACACCAAGUUCCUCACCAGCUCCCCCUUCAAAUUCUACGCCAAGCUCAUCACCUCCACCACCUGCAGUUACUCAAUUAUCCCCGCCAUCGCCAUCCCCCUCGAAAGUUUCAUCGCCCCCAUCCCCUACUCCGAACCCCACAGCCUCUGGAGGUGGAAUCAGCACUGCUGGUGUAGUGGCUAUUACUGUGGCGGCUGGAUUUCUGCUUCUUGGCUUCAUCGGUGUUCUUAUAUGGUGCAUGAGAAGGCAAAAGAGAAAGAUUCCUGUGAAUGGUGGUUAUGUCAUGCCAUCCACUCUUGCCUCCUCUCCUGAAUCAGAUUCAUCGUUUUUUAAAACACAUUCCUCAGCUCCUCUUGUGCAAAGUGGCUCUGGCAGUGAUGUUGUGUACACGCCAUCUGAUCCUGGUGGACUAGGCCACUCAAGGUCAUGGUUUUCAUAUGAAGAACUGAUUAAGGCCACAAAUGGUUUCUCAAGUCAAAAUCUUUUGGGUGAGGGAGGAUUUGGUUGUGUGUAUAAAGGGCACCUUCCUGAUGGAAGGGAGAUAGCAGUGAAACAACUCAAGAUUGGUGGAGGCCAGGGAGAGAGAGAAUUCAAAGCUGAAGUGGAAAUUAUCAGUCGUAUACAUCACCGCCAUUUGGUUUCUUUAGUUGGAUACUGCAUUGAAGACAACAGAAGACUACUUGUCUAUGACUACGUUCCUAACAAUACCCUUUACUUCCAUCUACAUGGGGAAAACCAGCCUGUGCUAGAAUGGGCAAACCGUGUUAAAAUUGCAGCUGGCGCAGCCCGAGGACUAACUUAUCUCCAUGAAGAUUGCAAUCCUCGGAUCAUUCACAGGGAUAUCAAGUCGUCAAACAUUCUUUUAGAUUUCAAUUAUGAAGCUAAGGUCUCAGAUUUUGGGCUUGCCAAAUUAGCUCUUGAUGCAAAUACACAUAUUACCACGCGUGUCAUGGGAACUUUUGGGUAUGUUGCCCCUGAAUAUGCUUCAAGUGGUAAAUUGACUGAGAAGUCUGAUGUAUAUUCUUUUGGAGUCGUGCUUUUGGAGCUAAUUACCGGCCGGAAGCCGGUAGAUGUAUCCCAACCUCUGGGAGAUGAAAGCCUGGUUGAAUGGGCUCGUCCUUUACUGAGUCAUGCAAUCGAUACUGAGGAAUUCAGUAGUUUGGCAGAUCCAAGGCUAGAAAAGAAUUACAUCGAGAGUGAAUUGUAUUGCAUGAUUGAGGUUGCCGCAGCUUGUGUGCGGCAUUCAGCUUCAAAGAGACCUCGCAUGGGACAGGUUGUUAGAGCUUUUGAUAGCUUAGGAGGUUCUGAUCUAACAAAUGGAAUGCAACUUGGAGAAAGUGAGGUGUUUGACUCUGCACAACAAUCUGAAGAAAUAAGAUUAUUUCGGAGAAUGGCAUUUGGUAGUCAAAAUUAUAGCACAGAUUUCUUUAGCCGUGCUAGUCUGAAUCCAUGAAAGGGCACUGUGUACAUACCGGAAGAGCUUAUUUCAAAGAUCUUGUGAAGCUAAGCCAAGGGGUGGCUCUGGUUGAGUUUUUGUUGCUUGCAGAUAUGGCUAAGGUGCUUGCAUUCUUGCUUUUGAUUCUGAAAUUGACUGCAUCAUUCUUGUGCCUGAAUUUCUUCAUCAUUCUUUUCGUUAGCUGUUUUUUUUUUUGGCAGCAAUUUUGGUUUUGUAAUUAGAAUUUGUAAAGUUACCUUCCACAACACUCACCAUUACAAUGAUUAACAUAUUAGUUGAUUUGUUAUGUAAUCAUAGAAUAGAUGUGUGACUAUCUUUUUUGUGU
Molecule: messenger RNA, 2980 nt
Organism: Vigna unguiculata (cowpea)
Lineage: Eukaryota; Viridiplantae; Streptophyta; Magnoliopsida; Fabales; Fabaceae
Gene: PERK9
Product: Protein kinase superfamily protein
Biological process (GO): protein phosphorylation
Molecular function (GO): ATP binding; protein kinase activity
Source: RefSeq, a predicted model, not a curated record